UGUGAUGUUGUGGCGAUGUUUGUUUCCCUGCUGGCCCGGGCUGGCGGCAGCAGGGCGGCGCUCACCCUGCCUGUGUUGCAGGACUCGUACCGCAAGCAGGUGGUGAUCGAUGGCGAGACGUGUCUGCUGGACAUCCUGGACACGGCGGGGCAGGAGGAGUACAGCGCCAUGAGGGACCAGUACAUGAGGACAGGGGAGGGAUUCCUCUGCGUGUUCGCCAUCAACAACAGCAAAUCCUUCGCCGACAUCAACCUGUACAGAGAACAGAUCAAGAGAGUGAAGGACUCGGAUGACGUGCCCAUGGUGCUGGUGGGGAACAAAUGUGAUCUGCCCACGAGAACAGUGGACACAAAACAAGCCCAAGAAUUGGCAAAAAGCUACGGGAUCCCCUUCAUAGAGACCUCUGCAAAAACCAGACAGGGUGUGGAAGAUGCUUUUUACACCCUGGUGAGAGAGAUCCGGCAGUACCGGAUGAAGAAGCUCAACAGCAGCGAGGAUGGGAACCAGGGCUGCAUGGGACUGUCCUGCCUGGUCAUGUGAAAAGAUGCCGAGAAAACGUGGUUCAGGUGCAGCUGCUGGACGAGCCUGGAUCUCCUGUGCUGCUUCUCCUGCUGAUGCCUGCAGUGUUUCGGUGCCAGUGACAGACUCUAAUUAACACCAGAGUUAAUUAGCACAAGAUCCUUCUCCGUGCUCCAUCUGAAGAGAACAUCCAUGGCAUCUACCUCCCUGCUCAGCUCACGGAGCAGCAGCAUCUCUGGAUGUGCUGGGAUUCUUUCCUCACUGUGUUACCUGGGUUUGCUCAAGAAGAAAACCAGUCACAAAAGUGAGCUAUAGAGACUAAAUGCUGUGAAAAAGAUGACACUUUACCUCUAGAGUAAAAGCUAGAAGUGCUGUGUGUCCCCUGUCUGUUGGAAUCCGUGCAGUGCUGUCAGAGGAGUGGCACAGAGCAGUGUCACACGGGGCUGUGCCACCAGGAGUGCCCCGGCCCCUCUCAGCUGGGUGCCUGCUCUCCC
Molecule: messenger RNA, 1013 nt
Organism: Ficedula albicollis (Collared flycatcher)
Lineage: Eukaryota; Metazoa; Chordata; Aves; Passeriformes; Muscicapidae
Gene: NRAS
Product: neuroblastoma RAS viral oncogene homolog
Exons: 4
Coding region: 16-540 (174 amino acids)
Biological process (GO): Ras protein signal transduction
Cellular component (GO): plasma membrane
Molecular function (GO): GTP binding; GTPase activity; GDP binding
Source: RefSeq, a predicted model, not a curated record